AAGAUGAUAAAGAUUAUGCUUUAAAACAAAUAGAAGGUACUGGAAUUUCUAUGUCUGCAUGCAGAGAAAUAGCACUGCUGCGAGAGCUCAAGCAUCCAAACGUCAUUUCUUUGCAAAAGGUGUUUCUGUCUCAUGCUGACAGGAAAGUGUGGCUUCUCUUUGACUAUGCUGAACAUGACCUCUGGCACAUAAUCAAGUUUCACAGAGCUUCUAAAGCAAACAAGAAACCAGUUCAGUUACCUCGGGGAAUGGUGAAGUCACUUUUAUAUCAGAUCUUAGAUGGUAUUCACUACCUGCAUGCUAACUGGGUGUUACACAGGGAUUUGAAACCUGCUAAUAUUUUAGUUAUGGGUGAAGGUCCUGAGCGAGGAAGAGUAAAAAUUGCUGAUAUGGGCUUUGCCAGAUUAUUUAAUUCACCUCUGAAGCCUUUAGCAGACUUGGAUCCAGUAGUUGUAACAUUCUGGUAUCGAGCUCCAGAAUUACUUCUUGGAGCAAGGCAUUAUACCAAAGCUAUUGAUAUUUGGGCAAUAGGGUGUAUAUUUGCAGAGCUGCUAACAUCAGAGCCAAUAUUCCACUGUCGACAAGAGGACAUCAAAACUAGUAAUCCUUAUCACCAUGACCAGCUGGACAGAAUAUUCAAUGUAAUGGGAUUUCCUGCAGAUAAAGAUUGGGAGGACAUAAAAAAGAUGCCUGAACAUUCAACGUUAAUGAAAGAUUUCAGAAGAAACACGUAUACCAACUGCAGCCUUAUCAAAUAUAUGGAAAAACAUAAAGUUAAACCAGAUAGUAAGGCAUUCCACUUGCUUCAGAAAUUGCUUACUAUGGACCCAAUAAAGAGAAUUACCUCAGAACAGGCUAUGCAGGAUCCUUAUUUCUUAGAAGAUCCACUUCCCACAUCUGAUGUUUUCGCAGGUUGUCAGAUCCCCUACCCAAAACGAGAAUUUUUAACAGAAGAAGAACCCGAUGAUAAAGGAGACAAAAAGAACCAGCAGCAGCAGCAGGGCAAUAACCAUACUAAUGGAACAGGUCAUCCAGGGAACCAAGACAACAGUCAUACACAGGGACCCCCAUUGAAAAAAGUGAGAGUUGUUCCUCCUACCACUACCUCAGGUGGACUUAUUAUGACCUCAGACUAUCAGUGACAGUUGACCUGAGAGCAUGGGAAUCAGAGCAAACCCAAGCUACCUUUCCUGUGAGCAUGGAUUGAAGUCUACAAGCUGGGAAGUCAGGCGGCUCCGAAUCACCCUCCGUGUACGCAGGGAUUGCUUAGGGAGUCCACUUGUCACCCUCAUCUAGAUUGAGGAAAGCUGUGCUCCUUCCUCAGCUUUCUCACUCCACUGACAUCCCUCCCAGGCUUAUUGCAUGAGGGGGCGGUGUUUUUCAACAAGGGCCAUAUAGAAGGAUUUUUGCAUGGAGGAGUGGUAACUGCCCCUUCACUGUCUCAGCAGCUCUUGCAAGUGCUUUGGCUCCUUCUGACUGCUCACCUUUAUGCUAUGCCUUUGAAAGGCAUAAUGUUUGACUUUGAGAAAUUCAGUCUAUUUUGCCCAGACUUUUAAGAAGGCAAGGAUGAUAUUACACUCGUGAGUUUACAUAUAGUAAAUAAGGCAAAUGGAAGGAACCCACAUGAGCUUGACAGCACUGAGGCCAAAGCAAUUAAAUGCCACCUACUGAUGGACACACACCUCUCUGAAUCUCCCCCUAAGAUUCUUCAACCCAAGGAAGAAGGAGAAAAUUUUAAAAUACACCAUUGUUUUGACCAAACACCAGUCCCUUGGUUCUGACAUACUGUUACAUCUGAGCCCUCUGAGGGAAAUAACCAUUUCUUAAGGAGGUUUACCAAGACAUCCCCUCAGCAGCUAAAUCCUUUGUUUAAUCUCCCUGAAGCAAACUGGCCUAUAAAUUCUCCCCCAUGCAACCUUUUCUGUCAUGCAAAAAAGCAAUUAGGUAAGGAUUUUUACAGGUAUAUAGACUUCCAUGUCCCUUGGUUUCAGACGUGCCAACUUGCACAUUUAACGUGACAACACUGAAAUGAAUUGGAGCAGUCCUGUCCCCAGAGGAUGCAACAAGCUUUUGUCUUAUGAGGAGAGGGUUAGUGGUGUUUGGAGGUAGAGCGGGCUGGGUUGUUUUGGGAUUUUAACUUCUGUUUUUAAAAGUCACUUGUUGCUCUACAUGAUGUGAAUACACUGAGUCAUCUUGUAAUUGGCCACAUAAAAUAAAUAAAUAAACAUUUUUCAGUAGUCAGGUUGUGGAAGCCUGUCUAUUAACUAUAUUACAAAUAAAGCAUUAAUGGCUAAUUUUAAACUUCAAAGUUUUUUUUCAGUUUCCUGCAUACGUGAGACACAUUUUGCCAAAAAGUACACCCAGAGAUUUUUGCACUUUUAAACAUAACCUUUAUUUAUUAUACAGAACUGGAUCACAUGAUGGCUGUUCUGUUAUUGACACUUCUCAUUAAGUGAGUAGCGUGUCUCUCAAGAGUGAAGAUAAAUGUCAUAACAGCUGAGCCAUCGUGAGAGCUAUGACGUACAGCAGUGCAAAUUUAUUCCUGCUGGCUGGAAGUACUGUUCUAACUAUUUCUUUUCCCCUCCACACCACACACCUAGAGAGUAAUUCAGUCCCUUAAAUGCAUGUGUGGAGAGUAUCCACCUACCUUGCUUUAUAAAGAGCAUCCCUUUAUUUUUAUUUCCCCAGUAUGUAGCUAUCUCAACACAUUUAUUGAAUUUAACUUAACUUCUGAUCCAAAUGAAGACUCAUGGAAAGGAAGAGUUUAAGUGUUUAAAGAAAUAAAUCCCACAUCAAUUACAGCUGUUUAAACUGUAACAAUUAAACAAUACAUCCUUUUUUUUUUUUUUUGUGGUAUCCCACAUUUGGUCCUAAGCAGGUUAUAAGAGUACAAGAUUUUGGUUACUUUGUGAGCUGUUUGGGGCAGGGACUGUCUCUUCUUGACUGUCUAGAAAACACCUACCUUAUAGCGAAUGCUCCAGUACACCAAAAUUAAUCUCGUAUGCAAAGGUCUCCCAGAGAAUCCUCUUUGCAUUGUCAUUGAUAUUAAAUACACAACAAACCUCCCAAAUAUGUGCUCUUGGAGGGGGAAGAAAACCGCAAUGGAGAGCAUCUAGGAUAUUUUUGGCUCGUUCCAAUCCCCAUGCUGCCUAUCCCAACCCUGGACCAAGCACAUCGCAGCCACAGAGCAGCAUGGGAUAUUCAGCUACCUCCCAG
This is a messenger RNA of Chelonoidis abingdonii (Abingdon island giant tortoise), 3216 nucleotides long. Lineage: Eukaryota; Metazoa; Chordata; Testudines; Testudinidae. The record is from RefSeq and is a predicted model, not a curated record.